AUGGCGGCGCCGCGCCACCGGGACACGGGACACAACGGGACACGGGACACACCGGGACACGGGACACACCGGGACACGGGGCUACGGCGGGGAGCGGGGCGGGCCCAGGACGAGGCACGGCUCCCCGGCCCGGCCGCCUUCAGCGAGGAGGACGACGAGGACGAUGAGGACUCGGAGGAAGAUUCCUCGGAGAGCGACUCGGAGGAGGACUCGGAGGAGCACGGGGCCGCGCUGGAGGGUGACUUCAAUCCAGCAGAUUUUGACUACCUGCAAGUGUCUUCUGAAAUCAAAGAUCUCUUUGAAUACAUCAACAGGUACACUCCCAAAACAAUAGAGAUUGAGCACAAGCUGCAGCCUUUUAUUCCAGACUUUAUUCCUGCUGUUGGAGACAUUGAUGCAUUCCUAAAGGUUCCUCGUCCCGAUGGCAAGCCUGACAACCUUGGCCUGCUGGUCCUGGAUGAGCCCUCAACCAAGCAGUCAGAUCCCACCGUGCUCUCCCUUUGGCUGACAGAGAACUCCAAGCAGCACAACAUCACACAGCAAAUAAAAGUGAAGAGUUUGGAGAAUGCAGAACAGAACCCUAAAGCCAUUGAGAGCUGGAUUGAAAGUAUUAGUGAACUGCAUCGCUGCAAGCCUCCUGCCACAGUCCAUUACUCCAGGCCAAUGCCUGACAUCGAGACCCUGAUGCAGGAGUGGUCACCAGAAUUCGAGGAGCUCCUGGGAAAGGUGGGUCUUCCGAGUGCAGAGAUGAGCUGUGACCUUGCCGAGUACAUCGACAUGAUCUGCGCCAUUCUGGACAUCCCCGUGUACAAGAGCCGGAUCCACCCUCUGCAUGUGCUCUUCUCCCUCUUCUUGGAGUUCAAGAACUCGCAGCACUUCAAGCCCCUGGCUGAUGGGCAGAAGGGCAGGAGCCCACCGUCCAACCCACCCUCACAAGCAGCGGAGGCAGAGGUGUUGAGCUUUAAUUGAUGCUACACAUUAAAGCCUCAUCUCCUGGAUCACUGUCUGCCACUGGACUCUGAGGUGUGCCCAGAGCAGGUUGGGAGAUACCACACAGCAAAUCAGAAGCCUCUCUGAUCUUAGAGACAUUGCUGGGCUGUUCUGUGUUAGGGAGUAGGGCUUGACUCAUCAUAUUUGUUUCAGAAGCUGCCUAAUGGCUCAAUUUUUGUCUUGUUCCCAAGGAGUUCAGCAUUAAACCAGCCUUUCCCAG
Passer montanus (Eurasian tree sparrow) is the source of this 1210-nucleotide messenger RNA. It is a transcript of the gene IFT46, whose product is annotated as intraflagellar transport 46. The coding region runs from base 1 to 969 and encodes 322 amino acids. The transcript is spliced from 10 exons. NCBI's taxonomy places the organism in Eukaryota, Metazoa, Chordata, Aves, Passeriformes, Passeridae. Gene Ontology annotation, cellular component: motile cilium; centrosome; intraciliary transport particle B. Gene Ontology annotation, biological process: cilium assembly; intraciliary transport. The record is from RefSeq and is a predicted model, not a curated record.